AUUUAUGCCGCAGCAGACCUGCAGAAUCGACCCACAGUCAUGGCUCUCUACAGGUUGAUCUGUGCCACGGCUCUGCUCUCCCUCCUGACUCAAGAGUCUCAUUCACAACUAAAUGUGUGCGGUAAGCCUGUGCUCAACACCAGGAUCGUUGGAGGACAGGCGGCCCCUGAGGGCAGCUGGCCCUGGCAGGCCAGCCUGCAUCGAUUUGGGAAUCACUUCUGUGGAGGGUCCCUCAUUAACAGUGAAUGGGUGCUGACUGCGGCUCACUGCUUCCCAAGUUCCGGCACAGCCAACCUGAUUGUGUAUCUGGGUCGCCAAAAUCAAGAAGGCGUCAACUCUAACGAGGUGUCGAGGAUGGUUACACGGAUCAUCAAUAACCCUAACUACAACUCCGGGACGAGCGACAACGACAUCUGCCUCCUGAAGCUCUCCUCUCCGGUCCUCUUCACCAACUACAUCGCUCCCGUGUGCCUGGCAGCCUCGGACAGCACCUUCUUUAGCGGCACCGACUCCUGGGUCACCGGCUGGGGGGACGUCGCAUCUCAAAUUCCUCUUCCAUCCCAAAGCCUCAUGGAGGUGGAGGUGCCCAUCGUGGGGAACAGGCAGUGCAAAUGUGACUAUGGAGUGAAUACAAUCACAGACAACAUGAUCUGCGCCGGGCUCCGGGCCGGAGGGAAGGACUCCUGUCAGGGGGACUCAGGCGGUCCGCUGGUGAGCAAGCAGGGCGGCCGCUGGAUCCAGGACGGAGUCGUGAGUUUUGGGAACGGUUGCGCCUUACCUAAUUUCCCAGGAGUCUACUCCAGAGUUUCCCGGUAUCAGGCCUGGAUCAACAGCCUAAUCACCAGCAACCAACCGGGCUUCGUCACCUUCACGUCCACAGGGACUGACAGCGACCUCAGCGUGUCCUGUCGCGGCCUGCCCCCCCUUCCAACCUCCGCCCCUACAUCCCCACCAAAGGUCACUCCACAGCCGUCAAACUCUGGAAAAACCACAACUCAACCUCCACCCACUGCUGUGUUCUGUGGCAAAGCCCCGAGGAAUUCACGUAUUGUGGGAGGAAGCUCGGUGGCGACGGCCGGCGAGUGGCCCUGGAUGGUGAGUCUGCAGAAGAACGGGAGUCAUGUGUGUGGCGGGACUCUGGUGGCCGAGGACGCCGUCUUGAGCAACGCCGAAUGCUUCACAAGUUCCCCCUCAGCGUCUGAUUGGACCGUUGUGUUGGGUCGGCUGAAACAGAACGGGUCCAACCCCUUUGAGGUGAAAAUGAACGUGUCAAACAUCACUCUGAGCAUGAUGACGGGGUCUAAUGUAGCCGUGCUGCACCUGCACACCAAGCCCACCCUGUCCGACUACAUCCAGCCCAUCUGCAUGGACAAUGGACGGACCUUUUCCGUGGGAACGUCCUGCUGGGUUGCUGGUUGGAGCUCUGCGAAAGGAGGAGAAGAACAAGUCCUGCAGGAGUUUAAGACCUCUGUGGAAAAUUGUGGGAACGCGUCGUCGAGUGACAUUUUAUGUACCGGCACUUUUACACUGGAUCCAACUGACUCUGGCGGUCCGAUGAUGUGUAAGCAGGACGGCUCCUGGUUCCAGGCGGUGGUGCUCUCAGCUGAAAGCACAGCCAAUAAGACCAGAACAAAAGCAGCAGUGAAGAAACAUACAAGACUCAGCCGCUUCGAGAACUUCCUGGAAGUAAAUGUGGGUUUCUUAUCUUCAGACACCACCAACUCCACCGCUGCCCCCACCCCCACGCUGCCCACCAACAGCGGGGGGAGCCCUGUUCUCUCCCCCCUCUUCUUCCUCCUCCAUCUCCUCAUCUUCUCCACCUGUCUCCGACUCUUUUUGUAGAAAGCUCAAACUUUGUAAAUUGUGAUUUACAUGAUGUGGCGAUCACAAAUGAAUGUAAUCUUUAUUAACAAAUGUCUUAAUUUAAGAGAAGAUUUAGCUCAAAGCUGCAUCUAUGACUUAAUUUUGUGAGCACUUGGCGUAGAGAGGUAGUUAAAUCCGACAUCCGGGGGGAAAUAACAACUUAAGGAGCUGCAAUAAGCACAGCAAUGCAAAAAUAAAUCCUAUCAGAGAGGCUAAUUUCUGUUUAAACAAUCCUUAUUCAACUGCAGGGUACAUGUUGCAGAAACCUCCUAUUUUAAGGAAGGAAAGGAAGAGUUAAACACUGUGUCCACACAGCGUCUCUUUCUGAGCGCCUUUUUUCAUUUAUGUCUGCUCUAGAAACCAACACUACUUUUCACACUGAGCUAAACCUUUGAACCGUUGUUUUUCUUAUUGAAACACAAAAAUAAUGACGUCACUUUAAGACAAUUAGAGGAGUUAGAAGUGUUGACGACAUCUGUAGAGAAAUCUAAAGAUGUUAUUUGGGAAAAUGAAGAAUAACUCCAAAGCAGGAGAUAGAAGAAGGUUAGCGGGCUAACAUACUAGUUAGCAUUUUGUAUGUUUUGUUGAGCAUAAAGAGAGCGGCCAUACAGGUUAAAAAACGCUUGCUAAAUCCACUUCGUAGAAUAGGGAGAGUGAGAACAGUUUAUGCCUAGGGGUUUAAAUCAGUUUCAACUUCAUCUCUCUUACUUAUACAUUAAAAACAUUAUUAGCUGCCUUGGUGUUUUUGUGGAUAACAGACAUGGAAAGAGAAAAUAUAUUUUUUUAACUGCAUAAGUAAGUCAAGAAACAUAUUGUAAAUAUAGAGAAGAAAUACCACACCUUUAUGAAAAAAUAUAUAAUGAAGAUGUAAAAACUCUGGGCAGGGAAUAUGCAAAACUGUACACUAAGGUACAGGAUUGGUGGAUUUUUCUUUUUCUUAGAGUUCCCAACCCUGAGGGUUUUACAGAAAGCAACAUUUUAUAUAUUUGUAAAGAAAUGUGUGCAUGUACAGAGAUACAUUUCUAAAAGAAAGUUAAAAAUAAACGUUUAAAUAUGAAUUACUUUGAAGGAGAUUAACCUGAAGCCAGCUUCACUGCUCUAUCACAAAAUAAAACAUGAUUACAUUCAUUUUGUGAUCCUGUACGCGAACUGCUCCAGUCUAAAAAUGAAGAAUAGUUUGAGCUGCACUGAAAAAAAGUCUGGUACGGUUUAUGAAGCUAUGGACCAUACGGCUAAAUGCACGUUUUUUUAUAAUUAUUUUUUUAAUGAAUACAAUAAUGAAAUGUGUGAAAUCUUUGUAAUAUAUAAUCUUCUACAUACUGAGGAAUAUUUUGUGAGAACUUUAUAAUUGUUUAACCUCAAAGUGGCAUUUAUUAUGGAUCGAGACAUUACACACAUGGCCUUAACAUCUUUUACAAAGACGUCAACUCCAACUGACGUAGAAGCAGAUGGUGUAUAUUGAUACAAUUGGACGGAUUAUUGAACAAAUGUAAGAUUUAAGGAACACUGAGAGCCCUUGUCUACCUCAUAAUAUCAUGGAGCUAACAUGUCAACAUCUAUAAAAAACAAUAUUUGCUCUUAAAAUACUUCAGCUGCACUUUUCAUGGAUCAUAAGUCUGCCAAGUCUUGCCGUGGAUUGCAUGCUCUUUAACUGUGAAAUAAUUGUACAAUUUGUUUUGAUUUGAUGCCAUAAUGACCUUUUUGAAAUAUUUCUGUGUUUUUUUUACAAACAUCCAGAAGCAUAUUAAUAAUUCUCUUUAUUGUUUUGGUUCGUAUCGAGAUGAUUAAAUACAUAAUGAAAAUG
Molecule: messenger RNA, 3667 nt
Organism: Trematomus bernacchii (emerald rockcod)
Lineage: Eukaryota; Metazoa; Chordata; Actinopteri; Perciformes; Nototheniidae
Product: transmembrane protease serine 9-like
Biological process (GO): proteolysis
Molecular function (GO): serine-type endopeptidase activity
Source: RefSeq, a predicted model, not a curated record